This is a messenger RNA of Staurois parvus, 352 nucleotides long. The record is from the annotation of a GenBank genome assembly. NCBI's taxonomy places the organism in Eukaryota, Metazoa, Chordata, Amphibia, Anura, Ranidae.
CAGGGGCGGACUGACAGCUCAUGGGCCCCCGGGCAAUAGGGGAUCAUGGGGCCCUUGUGUCCUCGCCCACACUCAAACCACACCCACAAAAGCCUAUGAAAGGUACCAGGGGCAUCUCAUGGGGCCCCCUACUGACCCCGGGCCCUUGGGCAGUACCCGAGUUUCCAAAUGGUCAGUCCGCCCCUGUGUUGGACUUUUGUUUUUUGGAUUUGCUGAUCCAUAUCAUUUUCUGUUUUUGUAUAUCAUUUUAUGUUUUUGUAUGUUUAUAUUACAGUCGGAAUAUUGUUUGUAUAGAAUGUAUGUGAAGCGCCAUACCUUACAUUAAAAUUUUCAUCACAAGUGAUUUCUCACU